Molecule: messenger RNA, 2937 nt
Organism: Stegodyphus dumicola
Lineage: Eukaryota; Metazoa; Arthropoda; Arachnida; Araneae; Eresidae
Biological process (GO): regulation of DNA-templated transcription
Cellular component (GO): nucleus; transcription regulator complex
Molecular function (GO): protein binding; transcription coregulator activity
Source: RefSeq, a predicted model, not a curated record
AUGGAUUUUGUUGUUAAUGGCGGCGUUGCGGAACGGCAUAUAUUCAAUGAAACUGGGCCUCUUCUCUGCGACGAUAUUACUAAUGAUUUGAAACUUAGUGUUGCAAAAAAAGCGUCUUUUGAAUCCUUAUCACGCGCUUCUUCAAAAAGUAGUAUUUAUGAAUUGGUAUCUGAAGAGGUUGAGGAUUGUUCUGAUGUUGAUUUUUUAAAAGUGGGAAAUCGUAAUGAAGAGGAUUUUGUAAUUGUUAGUGAAAUCGAAGAAAGUGAUGAUUGUAAUAGUGACAACGAUAUGAAUGCUUCAGAUAAAGACGACAAAUCAGAUGGAGGUCUAUCAGAUGAAUUGUACAUAAUUGAGGAUGAUGACGCUAAUGAUACGCUGGAGGUAAGUAAUUCUGCAUCUGUAAAAGAGACUCAGAAAACUCUGUCAGAUGGAGAUGACAUCGAAAUGGACGAAAUUAUUGCCGAGUUCGCAAAAGAAGAAGUAAAAGAAUCCAAUGUUAUUAAGUUUUCUGAUCAAGAAGAUGAAAUUGAUUCUAUUUUAGAAGACUUCGCUAUUGCCGAUUCGCCUUUGUCAAGUCCUCAGAAAUCUGAUAUGAUUCUGUCAGCGGAAGUCGAUAAAGAAGUAGAGUCUAUACUAGAGGCUUUCAGUAAGGCAGAUGAUUCUGAUGAUGAUGAUUGCUAUAUUGUUGAAGAAGAUGACGAAAGUGAAGAAGAUAGUUCUUUUGUUCAGUCUACUGAAGCUGCUAAAAAUCAAACUGAGCAUCCAAAUACGAAAAUUAAUAAUGUUCAAGAAAAAGAAACUUCAUAUUCAACAUCUUUCAAGAAAAAAUUAGAAAAUGGAAAAUCAGAUGAAGUUCAGUUGUCCUCACAACAGUCUGAAAAUUUGAGUGAAGUAAUUAAAGUUAGUAAUUCAGUAAACAGUGGUUUAGAAAGUAGAUGUAGUAAAAGUGAAACAGAGAAUGAGAAAGAGAAAGUUUCUAAUAUCAAGUGUAUUUCUGUAAGUAGGACUGAAUUGUUAGAAACAAAUAAUUCUAGUAAAUUUGAUGUUGCAGAAUCAUUAGAUGUGGUUUCGGAGAUAGUGACAGAACGAAAAAUUUCUGCUGUAUGUGAACAAUCUAAUUUGGAAUCAGAAGAGACAAAUUCUGGUACAGGUUUAACUUUAUCUAUGAGUGGAAUAGGAGGAAAUAAAUCUGUAGCACCAGAUAAUAAAAUUAUGAAAAGUGACGCUUCUCCAUCGAAACAGUCUUCUCAUGCACCCGUUAUUAUAAAUUCAAGAGAAUGCCCAUCUGAUAUAGGUGACUAUAUACAUAAGAAUUUACAUUUCAAUGAAGAUGAAAGCUUUUCUGUAUCUGCAGGUGCAUUAGAUACAUUUGCUUCAGCAUUUAAUGUAUUACUUGGUAUGUUUCAUGCUAUUGAUACAGCAGAUCAUGGUGAUUCUUAUAAAGCAUAUUGUAAUUUUGAUGGAAAUAAAAAUUUGCAUAGCUCUAGAAAAAUUGGUGAAAGUGUUUCAGAAGGCAGAGAAGUAUUUGGAGCUGAAAUUAACUCCAGUAGAGCUGAUAAUGUAUGUCGUGAUGCUAAAGGGAGGUUCUCAAAAUACGAGAGAAAAUGUGAAGUGCAAAAUUCUUUGAAAGCAUCUGGCAUGUGUGUCGAUAAAGAAGAUGUUCCAAAUAAAAGCUCAUCUCUUACUAAUUCAGUGGAGAGCUGUAGUGAUCUUUCUCUUGCAGCUAUGAGUCUGUCUAGGUCAUAUUUGUUACAACAUAGUCAAGAGAAACUUCUGAACUCCGAGUUAGCAUCUGAUGUUGUUGAAGCUAAAAGACUGAAAUUAGAUCUAUCGCUUCAAGAUAGAGAGCUGCAGAGAGAUAGUCUGAAGGAAACGGAUGGAGAUGAGGAAGAAUUGUCAGUAAAGCCAACAAAUACAUCACAAAGCAAGAUGUCUGUUUUAUGCUUGGAAUCUGAUUCUGACUCUCUGAAAAUUCUUGAAGGUAUUAAUAGUUGUGAGGAAGAUAAAAAAAGAAAAUUGAACAAUUCUGAUAUUGUGAAAAAUGAUGCUAUGAAUAAGAAAUUAAAAAAAGACAAUUUUGAUAAUGUUAUUAUAAAUGGCUCAAGUGAAGAGAAUGAGGAUAUGAAAAACAGUAAAUCAAAAGACAUAUCAGAUGAUGCAGUUUUAGAUUUCAAAAAUAAAGAAAGAGUUUAUCAGGUUAUUCCUCCUGAAAGUUGUACGGAAAUUGAAACUAAGAAAAAAUGGCUAGAGAAAAUUGCUGCUUCUAUUUGUGGUGAAAGUGUUAUGGAAUAUUUCCCGAAGCAAUUUAUUCUUGAAGUAAAAAAUGUGAAAGAAUUAGAAAAAAAAAAUCACAUUUUAAGCCAGGAUUUGAAAUUAUGUCAAGAAAAAGCAAAUGAUUUUAUGUCUUCACAGCGAGCCGUAUUCAAAGAACACAAUUUUGUAGCAAAGGUUCCUUGCAGAACUGUUGGUGUAAAUGUAAAGAUAUAUCGGGAAUGUGAUAUAGUCAGUGCUUCAACUCCUGAGCAGAUUCAGUCAUAUAAUGCUAUGAUGCAGAAUAGCAGCAUUUGUGGAAACAGUAGAGUGUUACAGAAUCAAUUAACAAGUCCAAACAAGCUGUUGCCUGUUUCCAAGGAUAGAAUUCUAGGCAAUUCAGUUGAAAAGUUUGCUCAACCAGUUAGCAAUUCAUCUAUAUCAACUAUACCAGCAGUCUCAAGCCAACAAAUAUUACAAGGAGCCAUGCAACCGAUGAAUCCAAAUACCGUAGUACUACCACCUGGGCCAAGUCAGCAAUUCCUAUCUCAGGUUAAAACUCUUUAUAACUUUAAAAAUUCAGUGAAUCCUGUGUUUUUAAGAUACUGCAAGUUUUAAAAAAAAGUUUUUAUUAAAUAAGUGUUAUUUAAAAAAAAAAAAAAAAAAGGUUUAUGAACAAAAAAUUUU